AUGUCUCUAUCUGCAUGCGUAACGCGGAUCCUCUCCUUGUCUGGAUUUUCGAGCAAUCUCAAGACGCGUGACAUUCAAGCAGCGCUCGCCGAGUAUGAGAAUGACCGGGGCGGGUUUAAGAUUAAAUGGAUCGACGAUACGAGCCUGUUGAUUGUGUUUAAUGAUGCUGCUGUUGCCAAAAAGGCCUAUUUGUCGACGCUGGUGAAUCCACCGCCUCAGUUUACAUCGCCUACGAGUGACUCCGUGGUCGUGUUGCGUCCAUACGAUGGGCCGGACGCCCAGCAGGUCAUUGCGGCCGUCAACUCGCGCGCAGCUGGCCAUCGAGCACGACCAUCUAUCUCUGCGUCGUCUGGGAAUGUUAUGGCGGGUCUUGUCCAAGCCUCUGCGCCCACAAGUAUCCCGCCGUCUGGGAGUGCGUCGGGCCAUAUGCGGGCGAGCAGCAGGCAGUGGAAGAAACCCAAUGUCGAUACAAGUAAUAAUGCUGCUGGUGUUGCCAGAGAGCCAUCGCCGUCGCUGCCAAAUCUACCAAACCAUCCGACACUGGGAUCGCUCAUCUCGUCGUCGCUCAACGAAAUUACCGACACGGCCGUCACUUCAUAA
Serendipita indica DSM 11827 is the source of this 600-nucleotide messenger RNA. Lineage: Eukaryota; Fungi; Basidiomycota; Agaricomycetes; Sebacinales; Serendipitaceae. The record is from the annotation of a GenBank genome assembly.